AUGUCGCUGUGGCUGCGGCGGGGCCGCGGCCCGGAGCGCUGGGCGGCCGAGCGGCGGGAGCUGCAGGAGCGCAGCCGGCAGCAGUGGGAGAGCACCAGCCGCGCCUUCGCCCGCGCCGCCGCCGCCUGCUCCCUGCAGGCUCGGUGGAGCGAGCCCCGCGUCCCCCCGCCCAGGUAGGGCCGCGGUCGGUGCGGCGGGUGGCGGGGCGGCGCGGGGAUCCCGCUCACCGCCGGUGUGUGCGGCAGCGCGGAGGCGGCGCGGCGGGACGCGGAGGAGGCGGCGGCGCGGCUGGAGCGGCGGCGGGAGCGGCUGCGGCGGCUGCUGGGCGAGGAGCGGGAGGCGCUGGCGGCGGAGCUGCGGGAGCGGCGGCAGCGGGGCGGGAUGCGGAGCCAGGAGCUGCGGGACGGGCCCGGAGAGUGCGGGAGGAAGUUUGCUGAGCCGCCGCUGCAGGAGCGCUGGAACAAAAACAACGCGGAGCUCCGAGAGGCAGAGCCUGAGCUGCACAAGAAGCACGUGGGGAAGGCUUGGGGUGAUCAGCCAACACAACAAAACAAGGAAGAGGUGACCAAACUUGAAGAGAAAAAACAUUAUGAAAACGAGUACGAAACGGCACGAGGGGAAGCGCUGGAAAGAAUGAGACAAGAGGAAGAGAAGCCUCAGCUGGAGAAAACCUUGCUUCAGCAGAUAGAAGAACUGAAACUGCAGGAGACAAAGGCAACAAAGCUGAAAAAGGAACAAGAGAAUUUAUUAAAGCAGCAGUGGGAGCUGGAGAAUUUGGAAGAAGAAAGGAAACAAAUGGAAGAGCAGCGGAGGAAGAGCGAGCUUGGUCGCUUUCUGAAGCAUCAGUGUGACGUCCAGCUAAGGAGACGAGCGCAGCAGGUACAGGAGGAGCUGGAGACAGACAGGCAAAUCUUAUCAGCCCUCCUGGAGAAAGAGGAGGAGGAUCAGAGCUGGCAGAGCCCGCGGCGGGGACGGGCGGUGGCAGACGUGGCCUGGAUGAAGAAGGUCAUUGAGGAACAACUCCAGCUGGAAAAGGAGAGGGAAGCAGAGCUUGAGACUAUCUUCAGGGAAGAAGCAAAAAAAAUAUGGGAGAAGAGGGAAGAAGAAUGGGAAAGGGAGAAGGUGGCCAGAGAUCGCCUGAUGAGUGAGGUCCUUACAGGCAGGCAGCGCCAGAUCCAAGAGAAGAUGGAGCUAAACAGGAGGGCCCAAGAAGAAUCCAUUAAAUAUCGAGAGCAGCUGAUCAAAGAACUCGAGGAGGCCAAGGAAGGGACUGGUUGGGACAAGGAGCAGGAGGAGCAGCAGCAGAGAGGCCACAGGAGGGAGCUGCAGGCACAGGGCACAGAGCACAGCCUGGGAGAGGAGGAGCAGCAGCAGGGAUCAGCCCAGCAGCACCUGGAGGCCAAGCAGGGCUGGCACAGCAGGUUCUACAGUUACCCAAGAGCAGCUUGGACCUGAGGAAUGAGCAUGAGAUGCAGCUCCAGACUACAGAAAGAAAACUCUGAGGACUCAAGGAACUCCUGAAAUAAUGGUGCUUCUGGAAUAGCCUACAGUGAGAUCAAGACUUGACUCAGUAGAUUUCUGAAAACAUUUAGUUGUGGCCAAAAUGAAGAGAAGAAAAGUGAAGAAGUGAACUGCUUCACUUGGCAUUCUGGAGUUGUGCUCACGUAUUUCAGUACAUGAGAGGCUGAAGCAACACAGCAAAUUCACCUGAGCCACCAAAGAAUCUGUGUCUCCCCAAGGAAGAGGAGCUGUGGGGCUGUGCCAGACUCCCACCCUGGAGAAUCAGGCUGUGCCUGGCUCCCCACUGGACUGCGAGGGGUUAAUUAAUAAUGUACAUUGCAAAUCAGUCAGAUCAUGUGUGCUGGGGCAGCAGUGCUUGUCCACUUCCUCUCCAGAAGGUGCUGGAGACUUAACCAUUGUUUUUCACUUGUUUCAUAAAUAAUGAAUAAUUGAAACCUGAACAA
Messenger RNA from Melospiza melodia melodia, 1964 nucleotides. It is a transcript of the gene TCHP, whose product is annotated as trichoplein keratin filament binding. NCBI's taxonomy places the organism in Eukaryota, Metazoa, Chordata, Aves, Passeriformes, Passerellidae. The transcript has 11 exons. The record is from RefSeq and is a predicted model, not a curated record. Gene Ontology annotation, cellular component: keratin filament. Gene Ontology annotation, biological process: apoptotic process.